This is a messenger RNA of Triplophysa dalaica, 843 nucleotides long. It is a transcript of the gene cskmt, whose product is annotated as citrate synthase lysine methyltransferase. Lineage: Eukaryota; Metazoa; Chordata; Actinopteri; Cypriniformes; Nemacheilidae. Bases 42 to 803 code for a protein of 253 amino acids. The transcript is spliced from 2 exons. The record is from RefSeq and is a predicted model, not a curated record.
CAUGUCAUUCACUGAUCGCAAAUGCACGCAGUGUCUUUAAAAUGUUGCUAUUAAACCGAUUUGCUGCUUCACGGAGGCAUUUUCAAAAGCUGACGAAGCCGCGUCGAUGGCACCAUACAAGCUUGACAAAUGAGCUGAUUGAAAACAUGGACAAAAAAGCAACAUGGGACAGAUUCUACGUAGAAAAUGGAAACAAAACUUUUGAGUGGUUCUUUGGAUUUCACCCAGUCAAGGAAUUCAUUCUCCCUGUAAUACAGACCAUGUCUCAUUUCCACAGUCACCCAUUACACAUCCUGGACAUGGGCUGUGGUACCUCUGCCCUGGGACCUUGUGUUUACAAACACUCCCCAUGUGCUGUCAAGGUCACAUGUGCUGACAUCUCUCCUGUGGCCAUAAGACUGCUGGAGGAGCACACCAAUACCUCAUCAUUACACUCACAGAACCCAUCCUCUGUUCUUUCCUUCAUAGAGAUGGACUGCACACAGUUAAGAGGACAGUUUGAGCCCAAAAGCCUGGACUUGAUACUAGACAAGGGUACUACAGAUGCUUUAGUUAGAUCUAAUGAAGGGAGAGUCAAGGCUGGUCAGAUAAUAAAGCAGUGCCUACAGGUGCUGAGGACCUCGGGAAGUCUCUUACAGUUCUCAGACGAGGAUCCUGAUGCCAGGCUUGUUUGGCUGGAGAGAGAGGUUAGAGAAACAGAUCAGGCAGCUGAUGUGGGAGUUCAAGAGGUAGGGGAAUUGAGAGGGGUCAGUUAUUUCUGCUAUCAGAUUACUCCUCGUGUUGCCUCUUCUUUAAAACAAUAAUGUAUGUUAGUAAUCAUAGUCAUUCAUAAUCAAAACUGGU